AUGCAGAUCAUAUGGCGAGACUCGAGUGACAGCGCAGAUUAUGAACAAGCACGCGUGAACAAUGUAUUCAAUCUCGAUCGCCCCAACUACUUUCCACGGGCUGUGAUAUUAGCAACAAGCGCAGAACAUGUCAUUGAAGCGGUGAAAAUAGCACAGCAGGGGAAUUGCCAACUGGCCGUUCGAUCAGGCGGUCAUUCAAUCCAGGUCUGGAGCUUACAAGAACAUUCCAUUCUAUUGGAUUUAGGGAGCUGGAAAGAAAUCCGCGUGGAUGCCGAGUCGAGUACAGCCAAAGUCACCACCAGCGUUACCGGACAAGAAUUAAAUCAGUACCUACAAGAACACCAUGACCUGAUGUUCCCAGCAGGCCAUUGCCCGGAUGUUGGUCUCGGGGGGUUCAUGCUUCAAGGAGGUCAGGGAUGGAACUGUCGAAACUGGGGAUGGGCUGCUGAGAAGCUCCUCGCCGUGGAAGUUGUCACAGCAGAGGGCAAGCUACUCCUAUGCAAUAAAGACCAGCAUCAAGAUCUGUACUGGGCUGCCCGCGGAGCUGGGCCAUUGUUCCCCGCUAUCGCGACUACAUUCCACUUACAGCUUCUACCUUAUCCUGUUGGGUUCCGAUCAUCAGUAUACCUUUAUCCAGCGAGAAUGUAUCGUACAGCCUUUGACUGGGUUCAAUCUGUCGUACCGACCACGGACCAGGACACUGAGAUCGUAAUGGUGGCAUUUCACUCCGAGCCUGAUCGUGAGCUAUGCUUCCAGGUUGUUUUUGUCACCAUGAAAAAUAACAUUGCGGAAGCUGAGGAGGCUCUAAUGAAACUCCAUAUCGGCCAUCCUCUUGGAACCCUAUCGGAAAAGUUAUGUCAAGAGGAAAGCCUAGAGAACUUGCAUCAUGGCCAAGCAAUGGCGAGUCCAAAGUCUCUUUACUAUUACACCGACAAUGCCUUCAUUGACGAACAGGCUACGGUAACAGAAGUCCUGGAAGAUGGCUUUCUCAAUCUACCUCCGGGGAAAUCGUGGGCAUUCUGGUGUCCAAUGUAUCCACGCAGUGAACGAGUAGUCUCGGACAUGGCAAUGGUCGUCCCGUCAAAUCAUUACUUCUCCAUGUAUAGUAUUGCUGAAACCGAGGAUCAGGCUCCACGGUGUAAGGCGUGGGUGGAUGAAACUAUAGCUGGGAUCAAAAAAUACGCGGUGGGUUCAUACAUAGGCGAGGGUGAUCUCAAACAAACGCUCGAGUGGUACUGGGGUGCGCCCAAUGCUCGGCGUCUUCAAGAGGUUCGUCAGCUGUGGGAUCCGACUUCUUUGUUCUCCUCUGUGCAUCAACUUGCUAGGAGAUAA
Molecule: messenger RNA, 1332 nt
Organism: Penicillium nucicola
Lineage: Eukaryota; Fungi; Ascomycota; Eurotiomycetes; Eurotiales; Aspergillaceae
Product: FAD-binding oxidoreductase
Exons: 2
Coding region: 1-1332 (443 amino acids)
Molecular function (GO): FAD binding; oxidoreductase activity
Source: RefSeq, a predicted model, not a curated record